AUGAACUUGUUGCUGUGUUAAUUUGCGUAGGAGUCGUGUUUUUCCACCCACUGUUUCGUGUGAACUUUGAUGGAAAACGCUUGAAUUAUCAUCGACAUCAAGGAAGCGGAGUGUCAGAGAGGAGAGGAGGAAAAACUUCAGAGAAAGAGCAUGAGCACACCAUCCUCAGGUCGGAAGACCCCAGUGGACUACGGUGUCCAGAUCCGCUUUAUCAAUGACCUGUAUGACACUGGCGGGGGGCAGCCAGCGCCCCAGCCUAAGACCAAGACCCAGACUUCCAAGUACGGUGUGGCGGUACGGGUGCAGGGAAUUGCUGGCCAGCCGUAUGUGGUCCUGAAGGACGGAGAGAAAGGAGACUCGUAUGGAGUUCAGCUCAGGACCCAGAGCCACUCUGGUUACAGCAGCCUUCCUCGGAGGAGAGACAGGGCCGAGCCAGGAGCAGAGGGGGCAGAUUUAGGAGGAGGAGGAGGGCAGGGAGGGGCGCUACGCCGAGCCCAGUCCCAUGGGUCACUGCUGGACAGGGACGGAGAGGGAGGGGCAGGUAAUGGGGAUUUUCAGCUGUCUAGGCCACCGGGGGAUGGGAAGUCUGGGAGUUAUGGGAAUUUGGAUGGAGGAAUAGGAGUAAGGGGGGAGAGGGGGCAGGUUCAACAUGUCGGUGGUAGAGAGGGGGUUGUGGAAAGGAAUAUGUGGGAUGGUUCAUACAAAGCAGGGCUCAACGGGUCAGCGGGGUCACUGAGGAGCAGUCAGUCCUACCCUGAUCCUCCUCAACAUACAAACCAGAGACAAACUCCUGUCAACAGACUGAUAAACAGGUUUGAUGAUGGCAACACUGGAGGCCAACAGAGAGGACUCACUCCUGAACAACAAGAUCCCAGAUCUACAUCUCCUCUUCUCACCCCCAACCCCUACACCUCACCUCCGUCCUCAACUCAUAGCAGCCUGGGACGCAGCCAGCCCGCUGUCACCAAAUUUCCAGGACAGUCUGCUACUCAGUGGACUUCACCAGGGAGAUACGCCGCUGCGGAGACACUGCAGACCACUCUGACUGAGGCACAAGUGACUCCUGACCUUUUGCUGGACCAGGGUCAGAGCGCAGAGACGAGCAGUGAGGAGGAGCAGCUCAUGCAGACUAUAUACAACAUCCUGAGACAAGGGAGCAGUGAGAGUGAUGUUGUCAUCAAGCACAAAGUCAAGGUCAUCCUUCAGAAGAUCCAGACUCUAAAGCCCAAAGAAAGACCUCAGGGGGAAUGGAUGAGAGAAAAGAGAGAGCUUGAAAGAAAGAUGGCUGAGCUACAAACUGCUCUGCAGGAGGAGAGAAGGGACUCUGUUAGCAAUUCUGAUCCCACUCUGAAAGCCGAGCUGGAGUCCUGUCUGGAUGAAAAUCUGCAGCUCCGAGAGAUGCUGGACCGGAAGAAGAAAGAAUUAAAUGAAACACAAUCAGAGCUGACUCAGCUGCGUAUGGACAGGGAGAACGCAGAGGCACGGGUCAGAGAAAUGGAGGACCAGCUGGCUGAGCUUCAGGAUGACCUGAGAAGGGAGAAUGGCAACAAGACGGACCUGAUAUCCUGUCAGGCACAGCUGAUGGAGGUUUGCCAGCUGAAACAGAAGCUGGAGGACACACUAAGACAGAGAGAGAGAGAGCUAACAGCUCUCAAAGGAGCUCUGAAGGAAGAGGUGGCCACUCACGACAAGGAGAUCGAGGCCCUCCGAGAGCAGUACAGCGCCGACAUGGAGAAGCUCCGCAGCAGCAUGGAGCAGGUGUCUCAGUCUCACGCAGGGAUUGAGGCAGAGCGAUUGCGUGUGAACGCGUCCGUUCGCUCCCUGCAGCAGCAGUUGGAGGACUGUAGAGACGAGAGCAGCCACUGGAUGGAGCAGUUUCACACCACCAGAGACGAACUGCGAACAACCAAACAAGAACUCCUGCAAGCCCGUCUGGAAAAAGAGGAGUUUGAGGAGGAACUAAAGGAGCUCCAGGAUAAAGUGAGCACCAUGAAACAACAAAUACCGGACCCUACUCACACACAGACUCUCAGCCAGGAAAUUCAGCGAUACACUGCUGAUCUACAGAAGGCCAAGUCUGAGGUGGAGAAGCAGAGGACUGCAUUUGACAAGAAGGUCAUGGAGGUCAUUACGAUAAAAAAAUCUCACCAGGAUCAGGAGGCAGAACUGAAGUAUGAAAUCGACAGGCUGAAGGACCAAUUACAGAGGGCGAGAGAGGAUAUUGCCAAGGCGCAGGAGAAGAACAAACGGCUCCCAGACCCGGCCGUCAUCUCGGAGCUGGAGCAGAAGCUCAGUGACACAUGUGCUGAAGCCACCCAGCUCAAAGAGAAACUCUCAUUAGCUGAGGAGGAAGUGGAGGCCACCAAAACGCGUCUCAAUAGAGCUCAGAUGGACAUUAAAUCGCUCCAAGAUGCUCAACAGGAGCAGGAGGAGGCCAACACACGUCUCAAAGAGAAACUCUCAAGGUUGGAGGCUCAGCUGCAGGCCAACGCUACAGAGAGCUCAGAGGCAGAGAUCGCCCUCCACGCUGAGGUGAGAAGUUUGAGGUCUGAGCUCGAGGAGGCCAAGAGAAAAGCCUCCAGACUGAGCCAGGAGCACCGCGACUUUAUCCUGCGUGUUGAGGAUACGGGGAAAGAAAAAGACACACUCAAACAGACCGUCAACCAGCUGGAAGAGACCAAACGACAGCAGGAGAGAGCUUUGGAGAAACUCAACAAAGAGUAUGAGUCUCUGACCGUGUCCUCAAGAGAGGAGGCACAGACUCUCAGGGUUCAGCUGGAGGAGCAGAGAGAGAGGGCACGCAAGGAAAUGCAGGAGGCCCAACGUCACGGAAACGACGCCAAGAGUGAACUGGAAAGAAGUCACAUAAAUCUGAGGAGACUGGAGGAGGAGAUGUCACGGCAGAAGAAGGAGCUCCUGCUUGCAUGUGAGGAGAGAGACAACCACCAACUGGAUAAAGAGCUCCUGAGCAACAGACUGCGCCACCUUGAGGGAGAGAUGGAGGCCAGCAAAAACGGCCACAAUGAGAAGGCUCGGGAGAUCCGCAUUCUGGAGGACAAGCUGAAGCGUUUGGAGUUGGAGAUGGAGGAGGAGAAAAGCAGCGUGGAGAUGCUGACAGACCGAGUGGCGAGGAGCAGAGACCAGAUCGAUCAGCUCCGCUCAGAACUCAUGCAGGAGAGGUCCUCCAAACAGGACCUGGAGCUGGACAAGAACGCCAUGGAGAGACACCUGAAGGAGCUGAGGAGUCGUGUGGCUGACAUGGAGGGCCAGUCUCGCUCCUCAGCAGGAGUCUCUCAGCUGGAGAACAAGAUCCAGGAGCUGGAAGACUGCCUACGGAGUGAGGAAAGGGAAAAGAACUCUGUGUUGGCGUCUCAACGACGUCUGGAGAGGAAACUAAAAGAUCUCAACAUGACGCUGGAUGAAGAGAGACAAACCCACACGGAACAGAGAGACCAGCUCACUCUGAGAGUGAAAGCUCUAAAGAGGCAGGUGGACGAGGGAGAGACGGAGCUGGAGCGGAUAGACGGACUGAGGAGGAAGGCCCAGAGAGACAUGGAGGAACAGAUGGAGCUCAAAGAGACCUUGCAGGCCAGAGUCACCGCACUGGAAACUGAGCUUAAGAGAAAAACACAGGCAGCAAUGCGGCCAGCUCUGGAUUCAUCAGCCCUCAGCUCAGAUGACGACGACAGCCUGUAUGACCCCUCCACCAUCACCUCCAUCCUCACAGAGGGCAACCUCCAGACCAGCUCCUGCUAGAACAGCACUUCAGGGACGAGGUGAGGGUGGGAUACGUAGCACAGGAAGUGUAGGUUAGCUGCUUUAUAGACUGGGAGCUAAAGCCAAAAGGCAGAGUGGUACACACUACAGACAAUAGGGGAGGGCUGCAACGAUCUAAUGAUAUAUUGUAGAUGUUAAAUGAUUUUCCACUCCAGAGUGAAUGGAAGGAAAUAAAACAUCCUCCGCGUUUCAGGGUAUUUCCUUCAGCGUACAAUCUACGCUGACAUACUCCAUGGUACAGUUGGGAGUACUCCGACAUACAAAAAGCAACUACUGCACAAAGUCUGUAACUGGAUUGCGAGGAGAAAAAUAGGUUUAGAAGCAAAAAUAUACAGUACUGUGUAAAAGUCUUAGGCCACCUUAAACUUUAUUUUACAAGGUUACAACAGUCAUAAAUAUUUAUUUCCCAGUAGUCUUGUUACAAAAAUAUAACCACAACAUACAGGAAAUCUGUAUUCAGCAUUAAAAACACAAAUAUUUUGGAAUAAAACAACUUCAGCGGGUUGAAGUUUCAAGUUUUAGUGUGACCUCAUUUUCCGCCUAGCAUGUCUUGAACUCCUUGGGCAGACAAUUUGAGAUUUACAAAACUAAACUUCUGGUUUAUUCACAUCAGGUUGCAUUCAAGACCUGUCAAAAGCUUAAUAUUGAUUGUUUUAACUACCUUUUGCUAUGCUUGUACAAUUCUAUGAUUCACUAAAUAUUGACUUCAGUCCAAAGACUCCAGUUUGUUCUGACUUUUUUGGUGUUUGUGUGUAUUCUUUGUUUAUAUCUUAAUAAAGAGACUGAAUAAUGUAUGAUACAUAUCCACACUACAGCUUUGCUAAAACAACAAAUCUGUGUUGGCCUAAGACUUUUGCACAGUACUGUAUAUAUAAAUGAAAAAUACCUCUUGCAUUUUUGGUAUAAUUUUAGUAUGUCAAACAAUUUCAGAGUUGAGAUUCUGGGUCGGGCACUUACGGUACCAAGUCUGCUUUUGACUCAAAAAUGAAAAAUCAUUUCUCAGCGUGCACAGUUUACCGGUUUGAUAUUCUCUUUAGCACAGCCAUCAACUGACUGAACUCAUGAUUUCUGCACUCCAGCGUGCACAAACAUUAGAUAGAGGUAUUCACAAACAUGGACCAAACACUGACUUUAAGUGCAUUCAUAACUGAUCUGUAAGAAAUAUAACACUAUGAACUUUAUGCUGAUUUUCUGAAAGUUAAUUUGCUUCACCAAAUAUAAUAGUUUAAGGAAUGCAAAUUAUUCGCAUUGGAUAAAAUCAGGAGUUUGUUUACGUAAAACAAUUUAUAUUUUCACAUUUUUUUCUCUAAGUAUACAAUAUGUGUUUAUUCCACUGUCAAGACUUUAAUGGUACACUGUCUAGGAAAUUCAAAAUCAUUAAGUAUGACACUUAUAGCAUCUGAAAUGGGUCCUCUUGAAGAGAGGUGCAUUAUUAAAUACUAUAAAUGUGAAAGAAACCUCAUGUUGGUGUGAGGUUUUAGUUUUGUUAUCAGUUUGGUAAGUUACUUAAUUCACUGUCUCUGAAGCAGUUUCCGGGUGGAGGUGCAACAGACUUUUGGUUCUGUGGGGUCUAUUUUUGAGGACAGAGGGCUUCUUUGUCAGAAUAUCACAUACUGUAUGGACGGUUAUUGCUAUUCUGUUGCUAGGGCAACAGCAUGGGUCCCUGUUUAUUUCCUGUCAGUUACCAAGGAAACUAUAGUAUAGUAUAUUAUAGUAUAGUAUAUAGUUUUCUUGUUGCAUUGAAAACAUUCCAAUAGGAAAUUCACUUGGACACAUUUAGCGUGUUUAUUUUGUGAAGUUUAAAACGUUCUUUAAAAGUGGUUUUCCACUUUUAAAGCAAAAUAAUGGCCAAAAUAUUUUCUCGUCUGCAGUCAAGGAAGUUAAUAAGGACACAAAUCACGGUGUCAUUUCACGCCAUAUCAAUUAGGUACAACACAUGCGCAGUAAAAUCUGGUCUGCAGCUGCGAAAGGCUCAAUAGCUGGGCGACUAUCAUAGAACAAAAUUCGAACAAAUUUUUUCUACAUGCAGACGUUUAUCAAGUUGAACGUACCUAAAAGUUUUGUCAGCCCGAGAGCAUCUAAGGAGGCUAAAAAGAGCACACUUACAGCGCACCUGAGACACACCGUCCUUUUUUUUCUAGCGCUGUCUGCUGUAACCUCCAACAUCGCAGCGCCAGUCACAGUGCGCAUGUGUCAUAUUCACAGCCGUCCUGGGUCAAAAAGCGCGUCCCAGCCUCUUUUCGAAUAGUCUUGUCUGCACUGGCGCCCCUAAAGGGGAACCUGGGGGGCCAAUGUGAGAAUCGUAAGAUGCCAACAUUACUGAGUACUAGAAAACAUAAAGCCUGUUUAUGGAAGGGCAAUUGACACUUUUAAAAAGUGUCGCUCGGCAGAAAUGACAUCAUUUCGGCAGAAAAAACUUUUCUUUCAGGACUCACACCUGAAGAAUUUUAUUAUUUUGCAAACAACAUUAUAUUUUGUCAUGCUAUGUCAUUGGUGGUGUCAUCAUCAUCGCCAUGGAGAUAGUAGUUUCCAAUCCACACUGACUCCGACCGGCAUUCAGCGUCUGUGGCUCCGACGGAUUUCUUGGGGCCCCACUUCCUGUGUGAUUAAACUUCACAAGUUUAUUUUUAGACGCUGCACACUUUCUAUGCAUUCCUUUAUAGCAAGUCACUGAAAUAUAUUUUCCUUAUUUCAUUAUGAUGCCUUAAAAUUGUUAAAGAAUUUUGUAACUGUAAUUCUUAUUUGAAUGAUUUUUGUAAAAUGUUUGUAUUUAACAUUUGUAGAUUAUUUUUUUGGUUGAGUAUUGAGUUGAUUUUUGGAUACGAUUUGAACAAUCAGUCAGAGGGAUAAUAAAUGUGCUGCGAUGUUAUAUUUCUUCCGGUUUUCAGUUAAACUGGAAAAUGGUACUUAAUUUGAGAUUUUUUUUUAGACUGUGAGUAUAAAGAUGUAAAAUUUAAAGAUGCUGUAAUUAUUAACUGGAAAAAAUCACACUGUGACUGUACUUCACAAUAUAGAUGAUUUUCUAUCGCAACUUUAGCCACAAUAAAACUGGUAAGUUGA
Plectropomus leopardus (leopard coralgrouper) is the source of this 6837-nucleotide messenger RNA. It is a transcript of the gene cgna, whose product is annotated as cingulin a. Gene Ontology annotation, molecular function: microtubule binding. NCBI's taxonomy places the organism in Eukaryota, Metazoa, Chordata, Actinopteri, Perciformes, Serranidae. The record is from RefSeq and is a predicted model, not a curated record. Gene Ontology annotation, cellular component: bicellular tight junction; myosin complex. Gene Ontology annotation, biological process: microtubule cytoskeleton organization.